AUGGAUUCCGUGAACAACGAAGUCGUGCGAGAGUCGACAAUAUUUGCAACUCCGUCCCCAAGGGGAUAUUCCAAACGAGGUAUAAGCUCGGAUGCUCGAGUGACAGAUUCUGGAGCAAUCCCGUCAGGAAUACUCCCACCAGUUAAUCCACGAGAUGCGACCUCAAUCCUCCGAUCCCCAACUCAAUUGAAGUCGACCUUUUCGCCCAAGACUCCGCAGUCGCUCAUGAUGGCGGUCCCUAUGACGAUGAAUGAGUGCUGGCUGGUGUGGAAAUUUCUGUGCGACUGGGUCAAGACGCAGCUUGCGAUGGAAGUACCUGCUUCAAUUCCAGGUUUCGGUACAUUCUAUCUGCGAGUUCAAGCGUUAGGUAUCCGCAUAACACUUUUCGAACCCGACAAGCAAUUCCUCAACAAAUUUUGCCUUCAAGUGGACUCCGAGAUGCCUGAUCCAGCGCUCGUAGCUACACUAUCAUCGACGGUUUCCAACUCGGACGCACUGGCAUCGACUGAAAGCAUUAGCAGAGCACCUAGCGUUGUUGGGCUUGGCGACGUUUUUGCCUUCAGUUUUGUGGAAAUGGCUGCGUGCUGUGGUAAUGCUGCUGACUCAAAAAGAGCACAGGAAUGGCUAAGUGCCAUCGUCAACAAAUUGGGGAACGCCAUGAGUCAAUGUGGAAGAGUAGAACUGAACUUCGGUGUUGGAGUGAUUUUGUGUGUCGAUGGUGUCGUUCACCGUCACCUACUUUCGCGUGACUCGCAUUCGUCUCCACAACUGAAGUACGAGAUUCGUACGGGAGAAAGUGUCGUGAAGCGGAAUUUACGUGCCCAGGCAGCUCUUCAAACAACCCCAACACCUCCAGCCAAGUAUUCUUUUCUGUCGGGGUCUACGUUCUCAUCAUCGAUACAACUUAAUCCUGUGUUUGAUCGGUCUAUGGACGUACCCGAUUUUUCAUUUGGACCUUCGAAUCCACGACGACCGACGUUUCCUUCUGUGGUGACCUCUUCGGAUAGCAGGGCUUCUCCUCGCUCAACACAACUGGAAAGGCUACAUCGGCGAUCACCAAGCCCGCGAAUCAGUCGUAUCAAUACAUCUAUGCUAGAAGAGUCAGAUGAAAGAAACGACGCAGAAGCCGAGUCAACGCUUACCAAGCUGGAGGGAGAGGACACUCGGAUGGUGCCGCAGCUUUUCGAUCGGCUAUGCCGUACACUUUGUGUAGAACCUGACCAGAAUGUGUCGUAUUUGCUCCCCUCGAAUCGCAUUGGAUCGAACUUUACACCGGCAGCAGCAUUGCUGAUGACAGAGAAGUCUGCAUCACAGUAUGGGCAACUAACUAAACAUUCUGGAGGUGUAGUUUUCAUUGAGAAACCCAGUUUUUUAAGCUCCUCUUUUCGAAUGCGAAGAAAAAAGCUGCUUCAGAACUCACCACCUGAACAACGGUACUUUGAGUACUUGUCCGAUGACAAGGUCAUCGACCGCAGUUACCUUGCUCCUCUUCCAGCUGAUCUAGAAGCACGAGUCGUGGCUGCUGCUGUAAAGUACAUUGAUGGUCCUUCGAGUGAUCAGAUCGAGAGAGUUUUGGAAGUGGCACAUCAAGAGUUUGUGUACAAUUAUUAUGCAAGUGCCAAGAAAGCCAUUCUGAAUUAUUUACUGAUGCGUUCGGAGUCGUGCGAUCGACUGGGAAUUCCACAAGGAGCACCCACUCACGCUCGUUUACCGAUAAAGUGGAAGUGGGGAAGCAGUGACGGACCUAAUGGUUGUAUGGCAGAUCUGAAGUAUCUAGUUUCAAGACACCGAAGACAAGCAAGCGCAAAGCAAGCCAGGACAACUAACCGCUUUUCUCAAUCGGAAUCGGUAAAUAGCAAAGCAGCUCGACGGAAACGUGUACAGUCCAAGUUGAUGUCGCUGCUCAUCUUGUCGAACCCACAAGUUCGAGCUCUUCGCCACAUGUGGCAUGGCAUUUAUGCAUCAAUAACUUUGGUAGACCUACCGGGCAUCGAGGGUCAUAACGAUGGUAUCGAGCCUAUGGAUAUUAUCGAGUUCGAACGAGCCCAACUCGGUUUUUCAGCUAAAGCGAAAGAGUUUGUCAUGGAAAAUUGGUACAUGAAAUCGAAGAUGAUGUUUGAAAGUGCUAUUCGAGCAGAAACGUUUUCUAUUCAUACGUCAGAGGCAGCAGUGAGUUUUCGAUUGCGGCAUCUAUUUGACACGGUAGCAGCAGUGAUGUCACUACAAAUUCGCUCGCUUAUCAUGAAGUCUAUUCAAGCUUACGUCAGUUUUUUUGAGCGAUAUGGUGGAGUGAAUGAAGAAAAUUACGCCAACUCGCGGGACGAAGAGCGGCCGGCGUUUCCAGGUUUACUGACGACGCUGGUGCUUCAUGGAGGACAAAUACAGUUUCGGGACCCUCUAGUGGACAUCCCGAGUCGUCUGUUGAAUGUCCUUCACAAUAUACCCAAGCAAUUCUCCAACCUUGGUCGUAUUGAGACGCAAUUCGAAGAACCAAUUGUGUUGUCGACCACAUCGACGCCAUUUCUGUGGAAUGUAGCUGCACAAGAGGAUGAUAUUGUCGUUGCGACGAUUAGAAUCCGAGCGAUCAUCGAGCAAAAUUUAUCGCACUUGCGGAAGUUGCAGGCCGAUUAUGACAUGUUCGCACUGACACACCGCUAUGUGAACUCAGUUGACUGUUUUCAUCUGGAAGAAAACAGCGAGCUGGAGACGUAUCGAGCUGAGAUGGAGCGUGUGCAGACUACCGCUUUGCGACUUGCAAUUGACAACAGACACUCGCAACAUUUAGGUCUGUUCUCAGUGGACUGCCGACAAGUAAAUAAGAGACUACAUACAGAUCUGGCCCAGUGGACGAUUCGUCUCCUUCAAGCGUUUGAGCAAAGAACUGGUCGGAUAAAUGCUGAAUUACGCCAGCAAUAUAAGGAGAUCGCCGCUCGCCUCGCGAAGAAACCUUUGGAUUUGUACGAGCUUGUAGAUGGCGAAACUUUCGUGAAGUCUCUGAAGUCAGCGAUGCUCCAAGAACUUCAAGAUAAGGCCAACAUUAUCAAGCAGCGUCUUCGGUUCCUGCUCUUUGAGCGAGAAAAUAUACACAUCGGAAAUGUUGAGGUAGAUGACGUACCGACAGAACAUGAAGGCUUUUCCCUUUCGUUGGAUCUUCUCUCAUCAACUGCCAAGACGCUUAAGUGGAGAAGUCAGAUCGAGAAAUUGCUGAAAGAAGCCGAGUCUGUUCUUGUUGACGAGCGAUCACGAAUCGAGUCCAUGUUUAUCGCAAAACGAUCCCGGUUUCAGGCUGAGAUUGAGGAGUUUGAAGGCGAAGUCCGAGGCUUCGCGAAGAAGGGAGACCUACGGCACGCAGCAACUUAUGUCAUUCAGCUUGCAAAGAUGCAAGACAAUAUUUUCAGCUUUAGGCAAGCUAUGGCUACCAUUAUCCAAGAAGAGCAGAAACUUCAGUGGAAACCGACGGACUUUGGUAAAUUGGAUGACAUUGCUGAAGAAAUGGCUCCCUACGAACGAUUAUGGAAGACCGUGAGAGAGUUUCGUGAAAUGAACUCAAGAUGGCUGCGUGGGAAUAUAUUCGAGUUGCCAGGGAAGGAAGGGAUGCACACACUGCAGCAAAUGCUCACAGUCGUGUCCGAUGUCUCUAGUAUGUUGAUUCUGAACUCGGCUGCGGCUGCGAUCACUGCCGAAACAGUUCGGAAGCAGAUGGCAGAUUUUCGCGAGACUGUCCGACUCAUUGUGGCGAUUCAGAACCCAUCAAUGAAAGAACGACACAUGAAGGCAGUGUCGGGGCUGCUUGGUAUCGAUUUUAUGUCUGAAGAGUUAAUCACUUUGUUGAAACUUCUAGAAAAUGGAGCGUUCGAAAGGAUCAGUGAUAUCGUCGAUAUUAGCUGCAACGCAACGCAAGAGCAACAGAUUGAACGUGCCUUACACGAGAUAAGGGACGAACAGAUGAUCCCGAAUCUGAAACAUUUAAUCUCGUAUUAG
Phytophthora nicotianae INRA-310 is the source of this 3981-nucleotide messenger RNA. RefSeq lists its product as hypothetical. Gene Ontology annotation, molecular function: minus-end-directed microtubule motor activity; dynein intermediate chain binding; dynein light intermediate chain binding. Bases 1 to 3981 code for a protein of 1326 amino acids. NCBI's taxonomy places the organism in Eukaryota, Oomycota, Peronosporomycetes, Peronosporales, Peronosporaceae. The transcript has 8 exons. The record is from RefSeq and is a predicted model, not a curated record. Gene Ontology annotation, biological process: microtubule-based movement. Gene Ontology annotation, cellular component: dynein complex.